AUGCCCACUACACUUCCAUUCCGCGAUAUUAACCUGCUGGUUUCACCCUCUCAAUAUGCUUUCCGCUCUGCUUCUUCGUCAUCUGCACCUACACUGGUUGUAGAGCGUCCAACUGGAGACCUACGACUGGAGAACUCCUCUGCUCAUGGUGCCAAAAGGGUCUCCAGCAUUGCUGGAAUCCUAGGCAUGAUCAAGCUGAAACUAGACAAGUACAUCAUCUUGAUUUCGAAGACACGGCCUGUGGGCAGGCUGCGAGGCCACAUGGUUUAUAAAGUUGUUGCCACUGAAUUUCUUCCUCUGCGAGAGAGAUACCUCCACGACCCGGACGAGGAUGCGUACCUCAAUCUACUUAAACAAUUCAUACGUGCGGGGCCUAUGUACUUUUCCUACUCGCUAGACAUCACCAACAGUUUUCAGCGUCAGUCCCAAAGCGAUCCGUCUCUGCCACUGUGGAAACGAGCAGAUGAUCGUUUUUUCUGGAACAGAUUCAUCCAAACAGACUUGAUAGACUUUCGAUCGGGGGUGAAUGAUGGAACCGGCGUGCGGUAUGGUCAACUAUCGGAUGUGGAUCCUUUCAUUCUCCCUGUCAUGUUCGGAAUGAUGAAUAUAUCUUCAACGAAAAUCAAGUCUACUCAAUUCACCUUUGCACUGAUAACACGAAGGUCCAGGCAUCGGGGUGGCACUCGGUACUUUUCGCGUGGAAUCAAUGAGCAGGGACAUGUUUCAAAUUUCAAUGAAACUGAGCAGGUAGUUAUCCUGAAUGACUCUACUGGGGGAAUGGCUGGAUUCGGUGGUGUUGGAAUGGAAAAUGGAAAGGUUGGUAAACAUGCCGGUAAAGACCUGCAGGUGCUGUCGUUCGUACAAACCAGAGGUAGUGUCCCUCUGUACUGGUCAGAAGUCAACAAUCUAAAUUAUACCCCGCUUCUCCAAGUACGUUCUGUCGACUCUGCCCUGAACGCAGCACGAAGACAUUUCUUGGAACAAAUCCGAAUCUAUGGCGAGAACUAUCUUGUCAACCUGGUGAACCAAAAGGGAAGGGAGGAGAAAAUCAAAAGCAGCUACGAACAGAUGAUACGCGCGUUGGUUACAUUACCCACCGAGAAAAGAGAUGCUGAUACCCUCAGCUCUGAAAAACUCCAUGCCGUCGAGUCAACCCGAGAUGCCCAGGAAAUGGAUCAUCUUCACUAUGUAUACUUUGACUUCCACAGCGAGACAAAGGGGCUACAAUGGCACCGUGCUGAGCUGUUGCUGGAACGGCUUACUGACGGGUUACUAAAAGGCCAAUAUUUCCGUGGAAUCGAAGUUCCUGGCGAUAGUACUGGCUCUUUGGAGAUCCGAACACUACAAACCAGCGUUGUGCGUACGAAUUGCAUGGACUGCCUGGAUCGAACGAAUGUUGUCCAGAGUAUGCUUGCUCGAUGGACUCUGACACGUCAACUCCUUGACGCUGGGGUUCUCCAACCGGGAGAGUCAACCAGUGAUGACUCAGAGUUCGAGUUCCUAUUCCGUAAUAUGUGGGCAGACAACGCGGACAUUGUCUCCAAGUCCUACUCGGGCACUGGAGCCCUGAAGACUGACUUCACUCGAACUGGGCAGCGGACAAAGGCCGGUAUUCUCCAGGAUGGCAGAAACUCCGUUACCAGAUACGUCCUCAACAACUUCCUGGAUGGCCCAAAACAAGACGCAUUUGACCUGUUCCUUGGCGCCUAUCUCCUUCCCGACCCUAAUUCUGGAGAUAGUCUCCUUUUGGCGGAUCAAAGGCCCUUGGCUAUUCGAUCAGUCCCAUAUAUUCUCGGCGCCAGCAUCUUCAUGAUUUCUGUCUCUCUAAUCAGUCGUCGUCUCCCGGACUCUGCAGCUUGGCCCUUGAGAUUAUUCCUUAUAGUUUGGCUAGUGAUUGCGGCCUGGUGUGUGCGAUUCAUAUAUAGCCAUGGAAUGCUUUAUGUAAAUUGGCCUAAGCUCAACACCCCUGCGGCAGCCGCUGAGGGUUACUUGGAUGCACUGGGCCGUGCGCGAAACGAUAAAAUUAUUGGCCAAUUCAUCAACACUGGAAGACAUCAGCGCGGAGUCAGCAAUGCACGUGUUGGAUACAUGGAGGAGGGAAAGACAAGAAUCGAAUAG
This is a messenger RNA of Histoplasma mississippiense, 2118 nucleotides long. RefSeq lists its product as hypothetical. Bases 1 to 2118 code for a protein of 705 amino acids. Gene Ontology annotation, biological process: phosphatidylinositol dephosphorylation. The record is from RefSeq and is a predicted model, not a curated record. Gene Ontology annotation, molecular function: phosphatidylinositol-4-phosphate phosphatase activity. The transcript has 3 exons. Gene Ontology annotation, cellular component: endoplasmic reticulum. NCBI's taxonomy places the organism in Eukaryota, Fungi, Ascomycota, Eurotiomycetes, Onygenales, Ajellomycetaceae.